Messenger RNA from Linum trigynum, 4029 nucleotides. NCBI's taxonomy places the organism in Eukaryota, Viridiplantae, Streptophyta, Magnoliopsida, Malpighiales, Linaceae. The record is from the annotation of a GenBank genome assembly.
CUACACCACAAUCAGAACCCUAUCCCACCACAUCCACUCAUUCUUCCUCUCCUUUCCCUCCUUCAUCUUCUUCUCCAUUUUCCAAAAACUCCAUUUUCCAAAAACCCAAAGAAAGCUUCUUCCUCUUCAUCCUCAUCACUUAGAAGAAGAACAAGGUAUAGCUUUCAGUCCUCUUUAUUAUUUGAGUCGAUUCUUGUCUUCUUCUUUUUGUUUUCAAAAAAUUUAAAGAUGUAAAAGAGGGAUUUUUCCUUCUGUUUGUCAGAAGCGGUCGACCUGUUCAUCAUCGUGGUCGAGCGCAACUGGCUUUUAAUCUAUUUUAUUUCUGUUUUAUGGACGGAGGUCGACCUAUGAUGAUAUUGAGGUCGACCGGUGAAGUUCGAGUUGAGAUUUCAGGCCUUAUUGUUUAGAUCUGUAGCUUUAAAAGAUUGAUUUUCCCUUCUGUUUACCAGAUGAGGUCGACCUUCUCAUAUUCGUGGUCGACCGCAUCUGGCUUUCAAUCGAUUUUUCCUUUUGUUGUAUAGACUGAGGUCGACCUAUGAUGAUAUUGAGGUCGACCUGUGAAGUUUUCCUACGAUAUUAUGUACAUCUAUAGCUUCAAAAGAGGGACUUUGUCCUUCUGUUUGCCAGAUGAGGUCGACCUUUUCAUAACCAUGGUCGACCGCAUCUGGCUUUCAAGCGAUUUUUCCUUUUGUUGUAUAGACUGAGGUCGACCUAUGAUGAUAUUGAGGUCGACCUGUGAAGUUUUCCUACGAUAUUAUGGACAUCUAUAGCUUCAAAAGAGGGACUUUGUCCUUCUGUUUGCCAGAUGAGGUCGACCUUUUCAUAACCAUGGUCGACCGCAUCUGGCUUUCAAGCGAUUUUAUUUCUGUUUUAUUCGUUUUAAUUUAGCCGAGGUCGACCUGUGAUGAUUCUGAGGUCGACCUAUGAAGGCAAAAGUUCUAGUUGUGCCAUUGUCUUUGAAUUAUUUGUGCGAAACUAACACUGGUCGACCGAUUCUAUUUAUGAGGUCGACCGGAUCUGUUUUGCACUCAAUUGCUACAAGCAUUUGGGCCAUUUCGGACUCGUUUUAAUUUAGCCGAGGUCGACCUAUGAUGCUUCUGAGGUCGACCUAUGAAGGCAAAAGUUCGAUUUAUUUGUGCUAAACUUAUUGAGGUCGACCUGUGAUGAUAUUGAGGUCGACCUCGGGCCAUUUAAAUCGAUUGAAAGCCAAUUGUGACUUUCAAAAGCCGUGCAGUGCAGGAGAUUAGGCCAUCUUGCAAUGCACUCGAAGACAUAAACGAUUGUGUCUUCGAGUGCAUUACAAGGUGGUCUAAUGUCCUGAACUGCACGGCUUUUGAAAGCACAAUUGGCUUUCAAUCGAUUUAAAUUUUCCGAGGUCGAUUUAUGUUUUUUCUGAGGUCGACCAGAUCUGUUUUGCACUCAAUUGGUACGAGGAUUUGGCCCAUUUUAGACUCGUUUCAAUUUAGCCGAGGUCGACCUAUGAUGCUUCUGAGGUCGACCUAUGAAGGCAAAAGUUCGAGUUGUGCAAUUGUCUUUGAAUUAUUUGUGCGAAACUAACACUGGUCGACCUCUUCUAAUUAUGAGGUCGACCGGAUCUGUUUUGCACUCAAUUGGUACGAGGAUUUGGCCCAUUUUAGACUCGUUUCAAUUUAGCCGAGGUCGACCUAUGAUGCUUCUGAGGUCGACCUAUGAAGGCAAAAGUUCGAGUUGUGCAAUUGUCUUUGAAUUAUUUGUGCGAAACUAACACUGGUCGACCUCUUCUAAUUAUGAGGUCGACCGGAUCUGUUUUGCACUCAAUUGGUACGAGGAUUUGGCCCAUUUUAGACUCAUUUCAAUUUAGCCGAGGUCGACCUAUGAUGCUUCUGAGGUCGACCUAUGAAGGCAAAAGUUCGAGUUGUGCAAUUGUCUUUGAAUUAUUUGUGCGAAACUAACACUAGUCGACCUCUUCUAAUUAUGAGGUCGACCGGAUCUGUUUUGCACUCAAUUGGUACGAGGAUUUGGCCCAUUUUAGACUCGUUUCAAUUUAGCCGAGGUCGACCUAUGAUGCUUCUGAGGUCGACCUAUGAAGGCAAAAGUUUGAGUUGUGCAAUUGUCUUUGAAUUAUUUGUGCGAAACUAACACUGGUCGACCUCUUCUAAUUAUGAGGUCGACCGGAUCUGUUUUGCACUCAAUUGGUACGAGGAUUUGGGCCAAUUUAGACUCGUUUCAAUUUAGCCGAGGUCGACCUAUGAUGCUUCUGAGGUCGACCGAUGAAGGCAAAAAUUCGUUUAUGUCGACCCAUUCCCGUUUUAAAUUAACUGAGGUCGACCUAUGAUUCUUCUGAGGUCGACCCAUUCUCGUUUUAAACUAACGGAGGUCGACCGCUUUAUGGAGUGGUCGACCGCGUAUUGUUCAAUUCGAAAAUGUGACUAACGUGUAUUCUUGCUUGUUUAAUGGCAGGAUGUUUGGCAAAAAUAAGAAAAGAAAGUCACAAAAAGCUGCUGCCUCAAGUUCGGAAUGGGAAGAGUUGAAUCCCAACUAUUCCAGACCAAGGAUCAAAGUGACAACUAUGAAGAGAAGAGAAUGCACAACCGCAGGGUGGCUCCUGGAAGGCCAUUGACGACGGAUGCGUAUUCUCAUUUCGAGAAUUACGGGUUUCUGGCACCCUUCAUCGAGCAAGAGUGGCUGAAGGUGAUAUCACUCAAUGUACCAUACUACCCAAAAAUGGUACAAUACUUCUACAACAACAUCGUCUACGAGAAAAAUGCAAAUGGAUCCAUUCACGCAUUCAAAUCCUAUGUGAAUGGGGUGGCGAUGUGCAUCAACAAGAAUGUGUUGGCGCAAGUACUUGAGGCUCCAAACGAGGGGAAGAGAAUCAAUUCUUACGGUGCUUGGAAUGAAACGCAUUUCACGAGAGCCAAGCAAAUCCAGACGGUAUGUGGUCUUGAUGAAGAGGAAGAUGCUCAGGGGCGCAAUAGGCCAUCGAGUAACCACCUGACAGUUCAAGCCAGAGUUCUUCACCACAUGCUUUCCUACAACAUUCUGCCAAAGGGUGGACAUCGGGAGACAGUCACCUACUUCGACAUGGAGCUCCUCACCCACCUACUGUUAAACGAGAAGGUGAACUUGCCAUACUUGAUCUUUAACCACAUGCUUACUGCUGCAGAGAGUUCAAACAGGAAUCUUCCCAAUGGGAUGAUCCUCACUGUGCUAUUUGAGCAUUUUAAUGUGAAUUUAAGUGAAGAGGUGGGGUUAAGAAUCUCAAGGCAGGAGUUCUAUACUGUUUCAUCUCUGAAAAAGAUGGGCUUUGAGCUGCGUAAUGGUGAGUAUGUCAGAGUAAACAAUGCUCAUGGUGGUGAUGAUGAUGAUGAUGAUGAUGAGGGUGAUGAAGGAGCUCGAGACGAGCCAAUGGCGGAGGCACAGAGUUCAACUCCACCGAUCACCUUACAGCGUGUGUGGGAGCGCAUGGAUGGCAUGUACGAGUACAUGGGCCAGAUGUCCACCCAGAUGACUGGCAUGCACGACUACAUGGGCCAAAUGACCGCCCAGAUGAGCACAAUGCAGGUGACCGUGAAUGAGAUGCGAGAUGAGUGGCGAUCUUUCAGCGGAAGAUACAUGCAUCCCACCACAUCCGACCACCAUCAUGCUAGCACCACCAAUGAAGAAAAUGUGGAUGAGAGAGAGGGGGGAGAUGAGUAGGAGAAAUGAGUUUUUAUAUUGUGUGUUUUAGUGGUCAAAACGAUUGUUGAUUGUUAUUCUGUUGUUUUUUUAGUUUUAAUUUUAUGUGUGAACAAUUAUGAUUUCUGUUUUAUUUUUAGUUGUUAUGCUAUGAAUUGAUGAGUCCUUGUUAUAAUUAUUUAUGCCUAAUUAUGAUGGUUUGAAACAUAAUUUAUACGAUUAAAAGAACCACACAAAUCGACAUACAUAAGCAAAAAAGACACGGGGCAUAGGGUGACUUUCUUGUAUUCGGUCGACCUCGUACCGGAUUAGGUCGACCGCGAAACCAACACUUGAUCUUGAUUUUACGUCAAAUAAUUGGACACUUUGAUA